AUGGUGCAGUGCUUAGAAGGAGUGAAGCAUCUGCUUUCUGCUGUUGUGAAUUGCUGCGAUUCUGAAAUAUAUAAGCAGCCAGGGGGCUUGGAAAAUCCUGAAGCUCUAGCAAGGGAGACUGUGUUCAGUGUUAGUGAAAUCGAAGCAUUGUACGAACUGUUUAAGAAGAUCAGCAGUGCUGUGAUUGAUGAUGGGCUCAUCAACAAGGAAGAGUUCCAGCUAGCAUUAUUUAAGACGAACAAAAAGGAGAGCUUGUUUGCCGACAGGGUAUUCGAUUUGUUCGACAAAAAGCACAAUGGGUUGUUAGACUUUGACGAGUUUGCGCGUGCUCUUUCAGUCUUUCACCCCAAUGCUCCCAUUGAUGAUAAAAUUGAUUUUUCAUUCCAGUUAUAUGAUCUCAAGCAGCAAGGAUUCAUUGAAAGACAGGAGGUAAAGCAAAUGGUAGUGGCCACACUUGCUGAAUCUGGCAUGAAUCUUUCAGACGAUGUAAUAGAAAGUAUUAUCGACAAGACUUUUGAGGAAGCUGAUACCAAACAUGAUGGGAAGAUUGACAAAGAAGAGUGGCGGAAUCUUGUAAUGCGACAUCAAUCUCUCCUGAAGAAUAUGACUCUUCAAUACCUUAAAGACAUUACCACCACAUUCCCGAGCUUUGUAUUUCACUCUCAAGUCGAUGAUACCUAA
Messenger RNA from Fraxinus pennsylvanica, 681 nucleotides. The record is from the annotation of a GenBank genome assembly. NCBI's taxonomy places the organism in Eukaryota, Viridiplantae, Streptophyta, Magnoliopsida, Lamiales, Oleaceae.